Messenger RNA from Erythranthe guttata (spotted monkey flower), 1361 nucleotides. Lineage: Eukaryota; Viridiplantae; Streptophyta; Magnoliopsida; Lamiales; Phrymaceae. The record is from RefSeq and is a predicted model, not a curated record.
UACAUACAGGAUACAUACAUAAAAUCAGUGUGUCUGUGUGUUUGUUUUUGUUUUACAGCUCUUGUUGUACAUUAGAAAGAAAAGGAGAGGUGGUUCUGUCUGGAUUUUGAAGUCUUGUGGUGUUUUGAGGGGCAGAGUUGUCUAUGGUUUACUGGGGAAUAUUAAAUAUAAUUUAAUUAUUAAAAAUAAAAAGUAAUAAAAAAAAAUGUCCUUUUGAUGGAUUCCCCUAUGCAUCUGCUUCCACAAUUAAAAUCAUUCUAAUACCAUUUUUGGUGUUUUUCUGGUUUAUUUAUUUAUUGUGGAUUUGUGGGCUCAUCAUCUCUUUCACUUUCUCUCUCUAAAAAAACCAGAGAAGAAACAAGAAGAUAAGUUAGAGUGAGAAAAUAAUUUCAAGAUUCAAAGAAAUGAAUGGUACCAUUGUUCUUGAUUCUGACGAUUCUGAGUUUGUUGAAGUUGAUCCCUCUGGGGGGUACGGAAGGUAUAAUGAAAUUCUGGGAAAAGGGUCUUCAAAGAUAGUUUAUAGAGCUUUUGAUGAGUAUGAAGGAAUUGAAGUGGCAUGGAACCAAGUGAAGCUGUAUGAUUUCUUACAAAGCCCCGAAGAUCUCGAAAGGCUGUACUGCGAAAUCCAUCUCCUUAAAACAUUAAAACACACAAAUAUUAUGAAAUUCUACACUUCUUGGGUGGAUACAUCCAAUAGGAACAUCAAUUUUGUCACCGAGAUGUUCACAUCCGGCACUCUCAGACAGUUUAGGAUGAGGCACAAGAGAAUCAAUGUUAGAGCAAUCAAGCAUUGGUGCAGGCAGAUCUUACACGGGCUUCUCUAUCUUCAUAGCCACAAUCCUCCGGUUAUUCAUCGGGACCUGAAAUGCGACAACAUUUUCAUUAAUGGUAAUCAAGGCGAAGUCAAAAUCGGGGAUCUUGGUCUUGCGGCGAUUCUCAGGAAAUCCCACGCCGAUCGGUGUGUCGGAACACCGGAAUUUAUGGCUCCGGAGGUGUACGAAGAGGAAUACAACGAACUAGUCGAUAUUUACGCAUUUGGCAUGUGCGUUUUGGAAAUGGUCACAUUCGAAUAUCCGUACAGCGAAUGUACCCACCCUGCUCAAAUAUACAAGAAAGUGAUGUCUGGAAAAAAACCGGAUGCUCUCUACAAAGUUAAGGAUCCAGAAGUGCGUGUAUUUAUCGAGAAAUGUUUAGCUACGGUUUCCGAUAGGCUUUCUGCAUGGGAGCUUCUUAAUGAUCCGUUUCUCCAAAUCGAUGAUUAUGGUUAUGAUUUGAGGCCGUUGAAUUUUCAUCGAGAUUACGAUGAAGCGGCCCCGUUUUAGGCAGUCUCUAUGGGUCAUAGCGGAAACAGUUCUUUAGUC